This is a messenger RNA of Staurois parvus, 1449 nucleotides long. The record is from the annotation of a GenBank genome assembly. NCBI's taxonomy places the organism in Eukaryota, Metazoa, Chordata, Amphibia, Anura, Ranidae.
AUGGUGUUUUGUGUUGCAGCACACUGCAGUGGAGAGUGUGUGCAUGGUCGAUGCGUGGCACCCAAUCAAUGCCAGUGUGAGCCAGGUUGGCGAGGAGGAGACUGCUCAAGUGCUUGUGACCCACAUCUUUGGGGACCCAGAUGUAACUAUUCCUGUCAUUGCCUAAACAAUGGGAUUUGUGAUGCCAUUUCGGGGUCCUGCAUCUGCCCUCCAGGGUACAAGGAACCCUUCUGUGAGAAGCCAUGUGAACCAGGCACCUAUGGAGUGAACUGUUUACUGGACUGCCAGUGUAAGAAUGGAGCCAGCUGUGACCCUCAGAAUGGAACCUGUCUUUGUCCAGAAGGGUACACUGGACCUUAUUGUGAGAUCAGAUGUACAGAGGUCCAACCAUCCACGUUCCAAUGUCCAGAGAACUGCCCCUGCCAGAGUGGAGGCAUCUGUGACCAGGUCGUUGGAGAGUGCACCUGUCCACCAGGAUGGAUGGGUCCAGUAUGCUCCAUCCCAUGUCCACCUGGAUACUAUGGUUCUGGCUGUGAGCAUGAAUGCAACUGUCAUAAUCUUGGCCAAUGUGACCCGGAAAUUGGGCAGUGCCAAUGUGCUCUAGGUUACACAGGUGACCGCUGUCGGGAAGAGUGUCCUAUAGGAAAGUACGGUCAGGACUGUGAACAAACCUGCAACUGUGUGAACGGGGUGCGUUGCUUUCAUAUCAACGGAGCAUGCCUGUGUGAAGCUGGCUUCUUUGGGGAAAACUGUGAAGAGCGAAUGUGUGUAGAUGGCAUGUACGGCAUACACUGCAACAUGCCCUGCCUGUGUGACCCUCAGCACACUAAGAGUUGCCACCCCAUGUCUGGAGAAUGUACCUGUAAGACAGGCUGGGCCGGCUUGUUCUGCAAUGAGACCUGUCCUCAUGGUUACUAUGGAACCAACUGCCAGGAACCGUGUUUGUGCCUCAAUGGAGGAUCCUGUGAUAGUGAAACUGGCUCAUGUCAAUGUGCACCUGGAUUUUCCGGAAGUCAUUGUUCCGUAUUCUGUCCUGAAGACACCUAUGGAGAUAAAUGUUCCCAGAAAUGCAGCUGCAAAAACUACUUGGCCUGUUCCCCCAUUGAUGGCACCUGUGUGUGUAAGGAAGGCUGGCAGAAAGGUGACUGCUCGGUACCUUGCCCAAAAGGAAUGUGGGGUUUCAACUGCAACAGGACGUGUGAGUGUGUCAAUGGGGCCUCCUGCAGUCCAAUUACGGGGCAAUGCUUCUGCACCUCUGGAUGGUUUGGGAAGAAAUGUGAACUACCAUGCAAGGCGGGCAGCUUUGGACCUGGAUGUAGUCAGCGGUGUGAAUGUAAAAAUGCAGAUGGCUGUGACCCAGUGACUGGGAAAUGUGGAUGCCUAACAGGAUGGACUGGCAUCUACUGUGAGCAGACUUGCAGAGAGGGAUUUUGGGGGGAGGAACUGUAA